Molecule: messenger RNA, 3558 nt
Organism: Notothenia coriiceps (black rockcod)
Lineage: Eukaryota; Metazoa; Chordata; Actinopteri; Perciformes; Nototheniidae
Product: polycomb protein suz12-like
Exons: 10
Coding region: 1-1542 (513 amino acids)
Cellular component (GO): nucleus; ESC/E(Z) complex; RSC-type complex
Molecular function (GO): chromatin DNA binding
Source: RefSeq, a predicted model, not a curated record
AUGCGUCAGCGCAGCAGUCAUGGCUUUUUAUUGAAUCAUGUGUCUGUCUCAGACUUUACAGAGGAAAUGUCAAACAGGAAGAGGAGGAGCUCCUCUCUCAGGGAGGAGGGAGAAACCACAUUUGUGGCUCAGAUGACUGUCUUUGAUAAGAACAGACGCCUGCAGCUGCUGGACGGGGAGUACGAGGUGUCUAUGCAAGAGAUGGAGGAGUGUCCCGUCAAUAAGAAGAGGGCCACCUGGGAGACCAUCCUGGACGGGAAGCGUAUGCCUCCCUUUGAGAGUUUCUCUCAGGGCCCCACCCUGCAGUUCACGCUGCGCUGGACCAGCGACGCCUCGGACCGCUCCACGGCCCCCGUGGCCAAACCUUUAGCUACCCGCAACUCUGAGACCAACCAGGAGCCUCGACCCAGCUCCCUGAGAGCCACACACACUCUGGCUGUUAAAGAAUCCAUAAAUGCUGACGUCCAUACCAGAAGAGAACUGAUCUCAGCUGAGCCCCGCCAGAAGCUGCGCAUCUUCUACCAGUUCCAGUACAAUCACAACACGCGGCAGCAGACGGAGGCCAGAGACGACCUGCACUGUCCCUGGUGCACGCUGAACUGCAGGAAGCUGUACAGCCUGAUCAAACACCUCAAACUGUCCCACUCCCGCUUCAACUUCAACUACGUGCCCCAUCCCAAAGGAGCGAAGGUGGAGGUCUCCAUCAACGAGUCCUACGACGGCUCAUACGCAGGGAACCCUCAGGACAUCCACAGCCAGCCGGGCUUCGCCUUCAGCAGGAACGGCCCGGUGAAGCGGACGGCCGUCACACACGUCGUCGUCUGCAGACCCAAGAGGACGAAGGCGAGUCUUUCAGAGUUCCUGGAGCCGGAGGACGGAGAUCAGGAGCCGCCCGUCAUCAGCGGACACAACCGGCUGUACUUCCACAGCGACAGCUGCGUGCCGCUGAGGCCUCAGGAGAUGGAGGUGGACAGCGAGGACGAGAGGGACCCCGACUGGCUCCGAGAGAAGACUGUGAAGCAAAUGGAAGAGUUCACAGACGUCAACGAGGGAGAGAAGGAGAUCAUGAAGCUGUGGAACCUCCACGUCAUGAAGAACGGCUUCAUAGCAGACAACCAGAUGAACGAGUCGUGUCUGGUGUUUGCCGAUCACCAUGGCGCCCACAUCGUCAAAAACAACCUGUUUCGCAACUUUCUGCUGCACCUGAUCAGCAUGCACGACUUCAACCUGGUCACCACGCAGACCAUCGACCAGGCCAUGGCCCGCCUGCGCCUCCUGCAGAGCCAGCCUCACACCGACAAGGAGGAGGAGGAAGAGGAGGAGGAGGAGGAGGAGGACUGGGAGACGGCCGUGGAGUCUCAGCCGGAGAUGGAUCAAGAUCCCGAGCUCGAUGCGAUCGAUGACACACCCUGUAAUGAGGGGACUAGCAAAGGCUGCGUGGAGAACGGAGAGGAGGAGGAGGAGGAGACGGACGGGACAGACGGGACAGAGAGAGCGGCCAGCGAGCAGAAACUCCCCGGCUCUGGAUCGGCUUCAAACUGAAUCUAAACUCUAUCAGAUCCCCCAACAGGACAAUACAAGAAUCUUUCAAAAACAGCGUGCGAGACAAACACACAGGUUACUGCAGGGAAUCAUGUUUUCAAAAGCAGGCUACAUCGGAGAGAUGACAUUGUUCUACAUCAUGGUGCGUCAGAGACGUUUAUCAUUUCAUUACCUUUAGAAAUGUAGAAGUGUUCCUAAUAAGUUGAAUCUCAGAAUGAUCAGAUGCAGUUAACUGGUGCUAGAUCCUCUUUUACUCCUCAGAAACUCUGGGUGCCAAGAUGCAUUCAAACACAGCUCCUCCACAGGGAAGGAGGUGACCUUUUUGGGAGGUUUUUUUGCCACAUUUUGGGGGGGAAUCAGGUUAAGUUGCCCCAAAAAAUAAAUUGACAGGAUCACUUCUUUCAGCAUCUGUUUCUUUUUCAUAUAUGAAUCCAGGUGCUCGCUCCAGCCGCUUUAACUUCAUAUAAUCUUUGAGGGACUUUUGCUAACACACACACUCACUCACUAAGGCUCUGGAGUAUCUGCAUUUCACUUGCGUAUAUACUAAAGAGUUGCAGAGGGGUUAGGGGAGGCCAUCAGCUUGCCGCUCAUUUAAUCUUUUGUCUAAUUUCUCUGCUGCCGUUAUGUACAUAAGACUCUGGGAAACUCACAAUAUAGCUUUGGAUAAUGUGUGUUUUGGAAAGCAACAUGUGAGUUCUUUUGUUAUAGUUUCUUUUAGUUCACACACCAAAGGGGAUGAAUCUUCUGCAGGUUGCUCUGCUGCUGUUUCUCAUGCUUUUUUUUUGUAAAAAUAAAACAUAUUUUUCUGCAAAACCUGAACCGAUCUCACUGCCUUGAAACAGGAGCAGAAAGAAGCACAAUGUCCAGGAGAGCGUUUCAGUUUCCUGCUUCACAUUCAACAGUUUAUGGACUGGUGUUGAUUGAGUCUUUAUGUACCUUCUCUUGGUGCAACUUUUCAAAAAGCUUUAGAAGUCUGAUGGUGAGAAAUUCAGCAGGAUCUAGUUUGCCGUUUGGUUCACAUGUGACUUCUGAGUGACGUGCAGAGCACUUUUUAAUUUAGAUAGAGCCCACUUUUCCAUUUUUUCCCACAUGAGACCAGCAGCAUUUUGCACACGAUGAGGAGCGAUGUCAAGAAAAACAAGACUUUUCUUCUACAUUUAUGUAAAAACCAGCUUGACGUUGUGAACUUUUAAGUUGACUCAGAAUGGUUUUCUAUUAAAAGAACAAUUUUGUAUAACUAUCGACCAUGUGCUUUAUUUAUUUCACUUCUGCAAUCAUGUCACAACUCAGCAGAAAGGGAUUGGUUUACAUAAUUUGACCUUUAUUUAACAAAACAACAAAAAUGACAUCAGUGAAACAAAUGCAAUACAGAGGUUUGACCAGCAGGUGUCACUGUUUCCACGAUGAAAUUCCUCAGUUCAGGCUCUUUCAGAACUACGUUUUCUUUUCACUGGUUUCAGGAAAUCUGUACCAUCCAAGAUUCUCCAGAGACAAAACAAGAGCUUAAUGUCAGCCGGAAACAAACACACAUCUCUGGAAGCUGAGUACAGUGUGUGCUGGACAAACAUCAAGUUCUUUUCGGCAACGUGAAGAAUACAAAACGUUGCUUCAGUAUUGUGUUCUUGAUGCUACUGUUGUAACCCGGAAUGAAAAACAGAAUCAAAAUUGUUGUAAUGACAUUGAAAUGACCAGAAAAGCUCUGUUUUCUAUUUAAAUAUGUAAGGGUUUGUUGCUGCUAGUUGGACAAAAGAAGUACGAUUAGACUUCAAUUCAACCAAUUUAUAACUUGUAGAUUCAUCACCUCAACUCGAUAGAGGACCUCUCAUCAAACUUCUAUCAACAGAGGCAAAACACAGUUAGAGAGAAUUCAAUAAUUGCUCAGAUUCUACAACCCUUAAAUGACACAGCUGAUAUGCUUCUCGAACAACAACGGCAGGUUUUGUAAAUACUGUUAAGGAUUGUCAAUGUAAAAUAACUCAAAGUAACAGCUUGGAAAUUUCAAGGUAACAGUUCAGA